UGUAACAUAGGAGAAAAACCUAUUUUUCCCACCAGCAUAUGUUUGUCCUGCUGAAAGCACAGCUCUAGGUUUGUUAAAAUGAAUGUAUUUAAAAAGCGGAUCUAAAUUAGGCUUUGUUGAUACCUUUAUCAGACAGCUUUUCCCAGGCUGUUAAAGUAAAAUGCCAGAUAUAAAAAAAAAAAAAAAAACAUUUCAGAAAACAACAUACACCUGAGCACUGAAAAGCCACAUGACAAAACGAGUUGGUCACACCAUCAAGGCAUGCUGCUGUAGCUUUUUUUUUGUGGUAGACUGAAUUAUGGAAUUGCAAUCUAAUUAGCAAUUUAAAUGGAUAUAUCACAAUCUGAACCUUUUUAUGUGACUAAACAGUUGCAACAGAGAAAAAUAACCCUGCACAAUUUUUUUGUUUUCUAGUCACUUAGUUUUUGUCACACAUUUACUAAGGAGUUAAACACCAUGGACAAGUUUUACUCCCCUUUGUACUUUAUCACCUGUGUGUUUGAGAACAUGAAAUUGCAGUGCCAAAGUCCAGCUCAAGUUGGAACCUAGAAGGACUAGCACGUGUUCUGCUCUCUGGCAAAGGAGAAAUACUGAAAAUAAAAAUUCACUGGAUGCCAGGAAAGAAUGAAAAUGCAUGGGCCCUGGGUCUGGAUCCCUCUCUGCUUGCUCUGUCAAACUCUGGUUUAUGGUGGGAAAGUUCUUGUUUUUCCAGUAGACGGGAGCCACUGGGUGAACAUGAAAGUCAUUGUUGAGGGACUACAUUCAAGGGGCCACCAGGUUUCUGUUGUGCGGUCAUCAGACAGCUGGUAUAUCAAGGAAACCUCACCAUUUUAUACUUCAAUUACACUCGAUAUAGAGUCCGGAUUUGGCGAAAACUUUAUUACUACGUUUGUGGCCCAGUUGCUGGAAACCCAGAGGGAAGGGAAGUCUGCCUGGACACGUUUUAAACUGGAAAUGGAACAAGCACAAAAGGCCUCUGAGCUGCAUGAGAACACAUGCAAAAUGCUUGAGAUGCUUUUUGAAAACAAAGAGGUGAUACAAUCGCUACACAAGGCCAAAUAUGACCUUGUCCUUACAGACCCUGCUAUACCAGGGGGUGUUAUACUUGGCCACUACCUCAGGUUGCCUCUUGUUUUCAAUGUCAGAUGGACUAGUCAAGGUGAAGGCCAUUUGUCAAUAGCGCCUUCUCCUCUUUCUUAUGUUCCAAUGACAGGGACAGAGCUUUCAGAUAAAAUGAGCUUUCUUCAGAGACUUCUUAACGUGAUCAUUUUUGGCUUCACGGAAUACCAAAUUUCACAGUAUGUCUUACCAAAUUAUGUUGGCUUAAUUGAAAAAUAUUUAGGUCCAGACACAGACUACUUAUCCCUGUUUCAAGCAGCAGACUUGUGGCUCAUGAGAGUGGACUUUGUGUUUGAGUUCCCUCGUCCCACAAUGCCCAAUAUCGUCUAUAUGGGAGGGUUCCAGUGUAAACCUGCAAAACCUCUGCCUCAACACCUGGAGGAGUUUGUGCAGAGUUCUGGAGAGCACGGAGUCAUCAUCAUGUCUCUGGGCACUUUGAUUGGAGAGCUUCCCCAUGACCUAGCUGAUGAGAUCGCUGCAGCUUUUGCCAAAUUACCUCAGAAAGUCAUCUGGAGAUAUAAAGGUGACAGACCAGCCACUCUGGGCAACAACACUUUGUUAGUAGACUGGAUGCCACAGAGUGACCUUUUAGGACACCCCAAGACAAAACUAUUUGUGGCUCACGGAGGAACAAAUGGCGUCCAGGAGGCAAUCUACCAUGGAGUUCCUAUCCUAGGACUUCCAUUGAUUUUUGAUCAGCGUGAUAAUCUAUUUAGAAUUGAAGUAAGAGGAGCAGGGAAAAUUAUUGAUAUCUUUACUAUGAAUGAAGACACCUUCUUUCAGGGUAUUCAGGAAGUCCUAAAUGAGCCCUCUUACAAGAUGAACAUGCAGAGACUCUCCAGGCUGCACAGAGAUCAGCCGAUGAAGCCACUGGAUACCGCCCUCUUCUGGAUAGAGUUUGUUAUGAGACACAAAGGUGCAGCUCACCUGAGAACAGAGUCCUACAGGCUGCCCUGGUAUUACUACCACUCUGUUGAUGUGAUGCUCCUCUUAGUUGGAGUUGUGCUGAUUAUUCUGGGGACCUUCGCUGCCUUAAUAAGGUGUUUAUGCUCGGUGUGUCUGAGUACACAGAGCAAAUGUGAUUUUAAAAAAUCUAAGCGGCAAACAAAAUGAAAUCUGAACAACAAAAAUACUUAGAAUAUCCUAUAAUUUGAAUAUGUAAAACAUGAAUGAAUGUGGGCUUAACGAUUUGUACUGUGAUGUGAUGGGAAUAACAUAAAAUCAUUUGACACGAGUUGCAAAGACUUAAAAGACAACACAUCUCAAUCAUUCAGUACUUUGUAAUUCUUUAUUUUAUAAACAAGGAAGAACAUGUGUUUACGGCUGAUUAUACUUGUUUCACUCUAGUUUUACAAAUCUGGUACUCUGGAUAAACAGUCAUGUCAUACCUCUGACAUACAUUACGUAGUGAAUAUGUGACCCCUUGACUCAUCUGUAACCUCAGAUAGUCCACGCAGAUGGAACCUUUAGGAGAAAGGGUUAACAAAAUGUACAGUAAUAUUUCCACUUUAGAGGGAGCAAAAUAAAAUAAAUGAGGAUACUAUUCAUGGGUUUGUCUUCUUUAAUUAAAACAUUGGAAAUUAUA
Micropterus salmoides (largemouth bass) is the source of this 2704-nucleotide messenger RNA. Its product is annotated as UDP-glucuronosyltransferase 2A1-like. Bases 625 to 2232 code for a protein of 535 amino acids. The transcript has 2 exons. The record is from RefSeq and is a predicted model, not a curated record. NCBI's taxonomy places the organism in Eukaryota, Metazoa, Chordata, Actinopteri, Centrarchiformes, Centrarchidae. Gene Ontology annotation, molecular function: UDP-glycosyltransferase activity.